AUGCUUACCUUUUCCUUCAUCAAUUCUGGCCUCAAUACACCAUCACACUCCAAACCCACCUCCAAAAACAAUCAAAAACUAGUUCUAAAAGCGAAAAAAGAAAACUUGAUGGUGUUGCCACUCAUGAAGCUUUUCCCUUUGCUUCUUCUCCUCCUUGUUUUUCUCUUGUUCAAUUAUGGCCUUUCUGAGUCCGGUGUUGGUGUUGGCUACCAACUCAUGGUGGCAGUCCCUGUGGAGUAUGAAGUGAAUUUCAAAGGAAGAGCUUUUCUUGUGGAGACCAAUCAGACAGCACCAAAUUUUAGAGUGGCAUUGAGCAUUGAAGCCAUCAAUGGGAAAUACUCAUGCUCAUUGGAAGUUUUUCUUGGAGAUGUGAAGGUGUGGGAUUCUGGCCAUUACACCAGGUUUUACACCACUGAGAAAUGCUUGCUAGAGCUCACUAAGGAUGGAGAUUUAAGGCUGAAGGGUCCAAAAGAGAGAGUGGGGUGGAAAACUGGGACUUCUGGACAAGGUGUGAAGAGAAUGCAGAUACUGAGAACAGGCAAUCUAGUGCUUGUGGAUGCAAUGAACAAUAUAAAAUGGCAAAGUUUCAAUUUUCCAACGGAUGUGAUGCUCAGGGGCCAGCAACUUGAUGUGGCAACCCGCUUGACAACUUUUCAAAGAAACUCAAGCUCGUUAUACUUCUCUUUUGAAAUUGAGAACAAGAGGGUUGCUUUGUACUUGAACUAUGACAAUUUGAGGUAUUCUUACUGGGACUUUCAGCCUUCCAUGGAUAGAAGUAUUACAUAUGUUAAGCUAAGUUCAAGAGGGUUGGUGUUAUUUGAUGUCAAGUACAAGAAAAUAGCACAAAUUCCAUUGCAGGGGAUUCACCCACUAAGAUUUCUAGCAUUGAAGAAUGAAACAGGAAACUUUGGUCUCUAUUACUAUUCACCUGAGAAAGGAAAGUUUGAGGCCUCCUUUCAAGCACUUAACAGCACAUGUGACCUUCCCAUUGCUUGUAGACCUUAUGGGAUAUGUACAUUCUCCAAUACUUGCUCAUGUCUUCAGCUUUUGACAGAUGAAAAAAAGGGUGGUGCUGAUUGCAGCGCACAAAAUUCUGGGGGGUUUUGCAAUGGAAAAAAGGCAGAAAUGCUUGAACUAGAUAAUGUAAGUAGUGUGCUUAAAAAUGUUCCUAAAAUGGUCAAUAUUAGCCAAAAAGCAUGUGCAAAUUUGUGCUUACAGGACUGUAAAUGUGCUGCUGCUCUUUAUUUUGGUAAUGCAAGCACAGAUGUGACUGAGUGUUAUCUAUACAGACUAGUCCUGGGUCUAAAACAGGUAGAUAAAGCCACAGGAUUUAGAUAUAUGGUUAAGGUUCCGAAGGGAUCAGUUAGAAAUCAUGAGCGGCAUAAUGUAAAAAGGUGGGUGUUGAUUGUGGCUGGAGGGGUUGAUGGACUCAUAAUUCUACUUCUUGUUGGAGGUUUUGGAUAUUGGUUGAUCAAAAAGAGAAGUCAUACCUUGCAUUCUUAG
This is a messenger RNA of Abrus precatorius (Indian licorice), 1503 nucleotides long. RefSeq names its product PAN domain-containing protein At5g03700. The record is from RefSeq and is a predicted model, not a curated record. The transcript is spliced from 2 exons. Bases 1 to 1503 code for a protein of 500 amino acids. Lineage: Eukaryota; Viridiplantae; Streptophyta; Magnoliopsida; Fabales; Fabaceae.